This is a messenger RNA of Phytophthora infestans T30-4, 890 nucleotides long. RefSeq names its product electron transfer flavoprotein subunit beta. The coding region runs from base 55 to 810 and encodes 251 amino acids. The transcript has a single exon. Gene Ontology annotation, cellular component: cytosol. Gene Ontology annotation, molecular function: electron transfer activity. NCBI's taxonomy places the organism in Eukaryota, Oomycota, Peronosporomycetes, Peronosporales, Peronosporaceae. The record is from RefSeq and is a predicted model, not a curated record.
CGUCGAUAUCCUAACCAAGUCAAAGAUUCGGAUCUCCCCACUACAACUACUGCUAUGAAGGUUCUGGUACCCGUAAAGCGCGUGGUGGACUACGCCGUCAAGAUCCGUGUGGAGCCCAAGGGCGUGGAUCUUAAGAACGUUAAGAUGAGCAUGAACCCCUUCUGUGAGAUCGCCGUGGAGGAGGCCAUCCGCCUCAAGGAGAAGAAGGUGGCGUCCGAGAUCGUCGCCGUUUCGAUCGGCCCGAAGCAGAGCCAGGAGACCCUCCGAACGGCCCUCGCUAUGGGUGCUGACCGUGGUAUUCACAUUACGACGGACAUGCGCACGGACCAGGAGCUGCAGCCGCUAGCCGUUGCCAAGCUGCUCAAGGAGGUCGUGGCCAAGGAGGGCCCCAAGCUCGUCAUCUGUGGCAAGCAGAGUAUCGACGCCGACGCCGCCCAGACGGGCCCUAUGCUCGCCGGUCUGCUGGACUGGAGCCAAGGCACGUUCGCCUCGGAUGUCGCUGUGGACGGUGACGCCGUCAACAUCACCCGUGAGACUGACUCUGGUGUGGAGACGCUCAAGCUCGGUCUGCCCGCCGUGGUGACCGCCGACUUGCGUCUUAACGAGCCUCGCUACGCCACGCUGCCUAACAUUAUGAAGGCCAAGAAGAAAAAAAUCGAGACCCUUGCAGCCGACAGCUUCGGCGUGGACCUCGCCCCGCGCAUCGACGUGGUGGAGGUCAAGGACCCCGCCUCACGCAAGGCCGGUAUCAAGGUGGCUAGCGUGGACGAACUCGUGGACAAGCUGAAGAAUGAGGCCGGUGUGAUCUAGAGCGGCAAACGAAAAUGCAGUUUAGUAGCACUGCGGGUUAUAUACACGUAGUUGAGUUGCACCAAGUUCAACGUUGUGCA